AUGAACUGGGCNUAUGGGGAUCUGGGAAUUCAAGUGUUGAUUGCUAAAAUAUGCUGGUUAUAUCUAUUCCAUCCCUUGUUGAACAUCACCCAUUUGAUUCAGAAUUUAGAGAAUUUACACUCAAAUAUCCAGUCAGGCAAGGUUGAUUAUCUUGAAAUGCAUAUGUUAAUGAACUCAACGAAUGGGUAUUCUGAUGUUACUAAAUACGAGGAAUUCUUGUCGGUUUUGAAAUCAGUUACAACUGAAUAUUUCUCAAUUAUGAAGGAGAAGGAAUGUCUCAACAAUGGAUCAAAUUAUAUUAUUAAACUCUAUGGCUUGGGUGAAAGUGAAUUGUCAAUUAUGAUUGUAAAGCGUCUUUUAAAACAGAAUGGAUAUGGCUUGCAAGGUGGUAAAUUCACUUCCGAAAAUGUUAGAGAGAAAGACUUACUAAAAUAUUUGCUUUCUUUCAAUGACAUACCCCAAGAAUUGAGCUUAGAAGAUAGUAUCAAGUACAUCUUAAUUUUGUUAGAUCAUGGAACCUCGAGGAAAUUGACAUACGUGUUAGCUAAAAAGAUUGAAAAGGCGAUUGGCGUGAUCAAUAGUUGUAAUUUAAAUGAAGUAUACCGAGUUUUUAAUACAUUAAAUGGGAAGGUUUCUAUUAGCAUGGCUUUGAAUUAUUUGAAUUAUAUCAUUUCCUAUAAUAUCAUGUUUCAUACAUUUGAUAAGUUGCCAUCUUGUAUUGAAAAACAAUUCUCGACUUCAUUCGCCUUGCCACCACUUUCCAAAUUAUAUGAGGAAGCUCAAAUUGAAAAAGAUCCUUUGGGUAAAUUAUUCGAUCUUGUAAAUGAGACAAAAGUUUCUGUUGUUUUAUUCCAAACCCAGUUUAAAUUAUUAAAAGUAUUUCAGAAAUUUAUGAACCAGGAUUCCAAAACCAUUGAGUAUGUAAAUCAAUUCAGUGAUAAUAAACUAGUUCAGAAUAAAUUGAAUGAAAAAAUUGUAUUACAAUUUAUGGAAUUGUAUAUUUCAGGCUUAAUCUCCUCGUUGCUAGUAGCUACAAAAUUCCCCAUCUCUAUUCUGACGUAUUCAAUUCAAAGAAUCAAUGAAAGCUUUUAUCAAUUGUUUAAUCUCAAUUUUAAAUCGAUAAAUAUCAAUUUAAUUUGGAUUUGUUUGAUUAAUAUUGUGAAUGAUAUUUGCUAUGCUGACCUCAGAUUUAUUCAAACUUUCAUUCAAAUGUUUGAGUACCAAUUGAAAAAAGAUGACUCAGUUUUCAAAGACGAAUUAAUCAAGAGUGGAUUAGAUUUCUUUAUUAACACAUUCAAACCUGAACAUAAAUGGUUUGCAAAUACUCAAACAGCUCAAGAUAGUGCAACCGAAGAAAUAAAAUUGGAUGAUUUUAAAUUUUUAUACAGCUUCCAGAUAAGUCCUGGAACACAAGAUUAUAGUUUUGAUUCAUCUACUCCGGUCAAGUUUAUGAAUAAUGUUCGCCAACAUAGUACUCAUGUUGAUCAAUUCAAGUGA
This is a messenger RNA of Hemisphaericaspora subhashii, 1497 nucleotides long. RefSeq lists its product as uncharacterized. The transcript has a single exon. The record is from RefSeq and is a predicted model, not a curated record. The coding region runs from base 1 to 1497 and encodes 498 amino acids. Lineage: Eukaryota; Fungi; Ascomycota; Pichiomycetes; Serinales; Debaryomycetaceae.